AUUGACGCACCAGAAUUGAUGCUUCCAUUCAUUUGUGAAUCAAAGUAGUUGAUGAUGAAGAAGAUCCCAAAACAAGCUGUUUCUUUCAUCGUCUCCAAUCCCUUCAAAGGUAUUGCUCCUGCUUCGCUUCUUUUUCCCGUAACCAGUUUUUCGUUUUCUGAAUUAUCUUCUCGAAUUCAUCCUUCCCAAACCAUUCUACCUCAGUUUUAUUCAAAUUCCGCUUUGAAUCAUGGACCACAGUUUGAUCGUCCUCGUUCUAUGUUUGAAAAAAUUACUAAGCUUGAUGAUGCCCUCAAACUGUUCGAUGAAAUGACACAAAGACAACCUUUGCCAUCUGUUGUUAAAUUCACCCAAUUGUUGCAAACGGUCACCAGAAUGAAACACUAUUCUUGUUCCAUUGAUCUUUUUAAACAAAUGGUUGCCAUUAGUGUUCCUGUUGAUGAGUACACUCUUGCCAUCGUGAUCAAGUGUUAUUGCCAAUUGUUCCACACCAGUGAGGGUUUUGCAGUAGUAGCCUAUGGCUUGAAACGUGGUGUCUUGCCCGAUGUGUGGACUUUUACUAUUCUCUUAAAUGGACUCAUCCUAGAAGAUAGGAAUCUCGAGGCAGAAAGAUUAUUCAAGAAGCUUAUCAAAGAGAAACUUUGUGAACCUAAUGAAAUUCUAUACAACACAAUGAUCAAAGGACUUUGCAAGUUUGGCAAUAGCAAUACAGCCAUUGCUUUGCUUAAGAUGAUGAAUGAAAGGGGUUGUAAGCCUAAUGUUUUCACAUAUAACACCAUCAUCGAGAGUCUUUGCAAGGACCAAAUGAUAGAUGAUGCUUUAAAACUCUUCAACAAAAUGAUCGUCCACAAAGGCAUCUUACCUGAUGUUGUCACUUACAACCCUUUGAUUGGUGGCCUCCGUAACUUAGGUCAUUGGGAUGAUGCCUCUAAAAUGCUUAAAGAAAUGGAGGUGGACAAAAGGAUAUCUCCGAAUGUCAUAACCUUUAAUAUAUUAAUCGACGCAUUUUGCAAGGAAGGUAAAGUUGAAGAUGCAGAGGUUCUUAUGAACGUCAUGGUCGAUAUAGGAAAGGAUCCCGAUGUGGUGACAUAUAAUUCUCUUAUUGAUGGGUAUUGUUUGCGGGGUGAAAUGAUGAAAGCAAGGGAAGUUUUUGAUUCGAUGAGCAUUAGAGGUCUGGUCCCUAAUAUUGUGACUUGUAAUAGCUUAUUGAAUGGCUAUUGCAAAGAAAUGAAGAUAGACGAGGCCUUGCAUUUGUUUCAUGAAAUAACUGAAAAAGGUAUGAAACCUGAUGUGGUCACUUACAACACCAUGUUACAAGGAUUGUUUCGAAUUGGACAUUGUAAAGCUGCACAAAAACUCUUUAAUGAGAUGCGAGCACACAACCAGAUUCUCAAAGAAUGCACUUACAGGAUAAUUUUGGAGGGUCUAUGCAAUAACCAUUUAGUCGAGGAAGCAAUCUCUAUGUUCCGUUCGAUGGGUGACAACAAGCUAAAUUCAGAUAUUGUUGUGUACACUAUCCUCAUGGAUGGUGCAUGUAAGUGUGGGAAGCUUGAUAUCGCAAGGAAUCUCUUCAAUGACCUAAGUGUUAAAGGUUUGCAACACGACAUUAAGUCAUAUACAGUGAUGAUUGGUGGUUUUUGUCGGGAAGGUCUAGUGGGGGAAGCAAAAGAUUUGUUUCUCCAAAUGAAGGAGAGAGGUUGCCCGCCAAAUAGUGCCACUUACAACGUCCUUAUCCAAGGAUUAUUACAGAACAAACAACAUGACUCGAUAGAGAUGCUUUUACAAGAAAUGGUUGGACAUGGUUUCUCAGUUGUUGCUUCAACUUUAGCCAUGUUAAUUGUUAACACCACAGCUASACCAUUUGAUGCCCAUCUCCUUAAGUUGAUUGGUAAGCCUGUGCCAAAGGAAGGAGUGGAUAUUCCUUGUUUUACAAGGUAGAUAA
This is a messenger RNA of Cynara cardunculus var. scolymus (artichoke), 1942 nucleotides long. RefSeq names its product putative pentatricopeptide repeat-containing protein At1g12700, mitochondrial. The record is from RefSeq and is a predicted model, not a curated record. Bases 52 to 1938 code for a protein of 628 amino acids. Gene Ontology annotation, molecular function: protein binding. The transcript has a single exon. NCBI's taxonomy places the organism in Eukaryota, Viridiplantae, Streptophyta, Magnoliopsida, Asterales, Asteraceae.